GAGAAUGAACCUUAUCUGUAACAUUUCGAGUCCAAGCUUCUCUUGGUGCUCUUUAAGGGACCAAAAACCAAUUUCAUCCACUCGUAACAUACCCCUAUCGGUUUUAGAAAAGCCAAGAAAGUUUGUGUCCACCAACCUCUAUUUUACACGAGUCUCUCAUACUAUGAUACUAUAGCUACACUUCCCACUGUGUCUCAGGGUCUGUGACACACACAGACUCACUUCAAGUUCCCAGCUUUUGCCAUUUUUCCCACUGUUUAUUGAGAAGAACUGCAGAACAUGGCACAGAUUUUGGCUCCCUCUACGCAAUGGCAGAUGAGAAUCUCAAAAUCCUCUCCCAAUGCAACUCCCAUUACAUCAAACAUGUGGAGUUCUUUAUUGUGGAAACAAAAUAAGAAAGUUUCACCUACCAGUUCUGCUAAAUUUAGAGUGCUGGCAAUUAAGUCUGACAAUAGCACCAUCAACAGGCUCGAGGGUCUACUUAAUUUGGAUAUCACUCCAUUCACUGACAAGAUAAUUGCUGAGUACAUUUGGAUUGGGGGGACAGGAAUUGAUGUGCGCAGUAAAUCAAGAACAAUAUCAAAGCCUGUUGAAGAUCCCUCUGAGCUCCCUAAAUGGAACUAUGAUGGAUCUAGCACUGGACAGGCACCUGGUGAUGAUAGUGAAGUAAUCCUAUAUCCUCAAGCAAUUUUCAAAGAUCCUUUCCGUGGCGGUAACAAUAUUUUGGUCAUUUGCGAUUCUUACACCCCACAAGGUGAGCCUAUCCCUACAAACAAGAGACACAGAGCUGCUGAAAUUUUCAGUAACCCAAAGGUCCAAGCUGAAGUUCCAUGGUAUGGAAUAGAACAAGAGUACACCUUACUUCAAACAAAUGUGAAAUGGCCAUUAGGUUGGCCGGUUGGUGGCUAUCCCGGUCCUCAGGGUCCUUAUUAUUGCAGUGCUGGGGCAGAUAAGUCAUUUGGACGUGACAUAUCUGAUGCUCACUACAAGGCUUGCUUAUAUGCUGGAAUUAACAUCAGUGGCACCAAUGGGGAGGUUAUGCCUGGGCAGUGGGAGUACCAAGUUGGUCCUAGUGUAGGUAUUGAGGCUGGUGAUCAUAUCUGGGCUUCAAGGUACAUCCUCGAGAGAAUUACUGAGCAAGCUGGUGUUGUGCUCUCUCUUGAUCCAAAACCAAUAGAGGGUGACUGGAAUGGAGCAGGAUGCCACACCAAUUACAGUACAAAGAGCAUGAGGGAAGAUGGAGGCUUUGAGGUAAUAAAGAAGGCAAUUUUGAAUCUAUCGCUUCGCCACAAGGAUCACAUCAGUGCAUAUGGAGAAGGAAAUGAGAGAAGGUUGACAGGAAAGCAUGAGACAGCAAGCAUUAACACAUUUUCUUGGGGAGUGGCUAACCGUGGUUGCUCAAUCCGUGUGGGAAGAGACACAGAGAAGAAUGGCAAAGGUUACUUGGAAGACAGGCGACCGGCUUCAAACAUGGAUCCAUAUGUUGUGACAUCAUUACUUGCAGAGACUACACUAUUGUGGGAGCCAACUCUGGAGGCUGAAGCUCUUGCAGCUCAGAAGUUAGCAUUGAAGGUCUAAACCUAUUGAAUGAUGGCAUUCUGGAUGCAAAAUCACUUUCCUUUUAGAUUAUCUAUAUGUAUUCUAAUGAUCUUGUUUGGACUAAAGAGGUUGCCAUGCCCAGUUAUUGGUUAUCAUAUGAAAUGCACAUUGUAUAUCAGAAGUUUGGUUGGUACUAUUUGCUUCAGGACAAAUUUUCUUUGAUGCUUGGUUACAUUCAGUGUCCCCUCGGAUUUUCUUUUCCUAGAAAUAUCUGAGCUUUCUUUUUUA
This is a messenger RNA of Glycine soja, 1827 nucleotides long. RefSeq names its product glutamine synthetase leaf isozyme, chloroplastic-like. The coding region runs from base 280 to 1578 and encodes 432 amino acids. The transcript has 14 exons. The record is from RefSeq and is a predicted model, not a curated record. Gene Ontology annotation, cellular component: cytoplasm. Gene Ontology annotation, molecular function: glutamine synthetase activity. NCBI's taxonomy places the organism in Eukaryota, Viridiplantae, Streptophyta, Magnoliopsida, Fabales, Fabaceae.